Molecule: messenger RNA, 1906 nt
Organism: Mastomys coucha (southern multimammate mouse)
Lineage: Eukaryota; Metazoa; Chordata; Mammalia; Rodentia; Muridae
Gene: Hmgn5
Product: high mobility group nucleosome binding domain 5
Exons: 6
Coding region: 215-1336 (373 amino acids)
Biological process (GO): chromatin organization
Cellular component (GO): nucleus; chromatin
Molecular function (GO): nucleosomal DNA binding
Source: RefSeq, a predicted model, not a curated record
CACUUCGGGUAACCAUUCACGUAGUUUGGUUGCGUCUUGGCGUGUUUAAUGUUGCCAAUAACGAGAGAUUUUUUUUAGGGGGAGGGGGGACGCGAGUACAUAUCGUGCUGCAAUUAGUUCAUUGAAAACUCAGUCGCUCGCGGAGCGGUCAGGCAGAGACUCCUCUCGGCUUCUUUCCCUCCUGCCUAAGGAUCUCCUACGGAGAGCUGCAACAAUGCCCAAAAGAAAGGCUGCAGGCGAUGUGAGCCAGGAGCCAAAAAGAAGAUCAGCUCGACUGUCUGCUAUGCCUGUGCCCUUUACACCGGAGUUGAAACCUAAAAGAGCAUCAACUUCAAGGAAAACCAAAACCACAAAUGUCGUGGAAGAAAACAAAGAGGCAGGUACCAUACCAAUUCCUGAAACCAAGCCAGAAGAUGUUAAAGAAGAAUGCAAUGUGGAAAACACUGAAAAUGGAGAAGCCAAGAUUAUUGAGGUACCCAUUCCUAAAGCUGAGGAAGUAAAAGAACAGAUAAAUGAAGACACUAAAGAAGAUAGAGGAGAAAAGAAAGAAGCAGUGGCAACAGAAAGCAAAGAGGAUGAGAUAGAAGCAAACAUUCAAGAUGUGGAGAAAGACAAAGAUGGAAAAGAGGAUGAAGAUACAGGUGAGAAAGUGGAAGACAGAAAAUCAGAAGAAGAAGGCCUAAAAGAGAAACCAGGUGCAGCCGAAAGUGAAGAUGCAAAGGAGGCCAAAGAAGAUGAAGACAAAGGAGAAGAUGGUGAAGAAGAAGGUGAUGGGAAGAAGGAAGAAGAGAAAGAUGACAAAGAGGGGCACGCUGAAACAGAGGAAGAAGUAAAAGAACAGAACAAGGAAACUGAGGGGGAGGAUGGGAAAUUCAAAGAAGAAGAAAACAAGGAAGAUGGAAAGGAAGAUCUGCAUGAGGAAGAUGGAAAGGAAGGUCAGUGUGAGGAAGAUAGAGAGGAAAAUCAGCAUGAGGAAGAUGGAAAGGAAGAUCUGCAUGAGGAAGAUGGGAAGGAAGGUCAGUGUGGGGAAGAUGGGAAGGAAGAUCUGCAUGAGGAAGAUGGGAAGGAAAAUCUGCAUGAGGAAGAUGGGAAGGAAGAUCUGCAUGAGGAAGAUGGGAAGGAAGGUCAGCGUGGGGAAGAUGGGAAGGAAGAUCUGCAUGAGGAAGAUGGGAAGGAGAAGGGUGAUAAAAAAGAGGAGGAUAGAAAGGAGGAAGAAGAGCAAGAGGUUACUGCAGGUGAAGGGAACGAUGAAAUCAAGAAGGAGGCAGAAGAAGAAGCUGAAAACAAAAACUUCAAACAAGAUGGAGAGAAAGAGGAACCUCUGAGUAUUGUCUAAAACUGCCCUCUGUGAGAUCAUAAUUCAGUAACAUACCUUCCUGUUGUAAUGUUAAUAGAGAUAAAUAUUUUUAUCAGAUAUUUUAUAAACAUUGCUUUUCUUUAGCAUCAUUCAAUCUUGGAUCAUCAUCAUACCAGUUAUUAGUUGCAAAAUGCUUAACAUGACACCUUUAUACAUUUUGUGAUUAUAGUAGUGCAAAAUAUAAAAUGUAUACUUGCAACUUUGUGAAUUUCAUUGUGUGUAAGUUAUGUAUUAAAUCGUUGAGUUUCAAUUUUAUUCUUAUACGUGGUAAUUUUGCAGAGUAGGAGAAUUCCAAAAGAAAGAGUUUGGCACAAUUUUGCUGUAGUUAUCUAGGUUGCUUUUAUAAAGAAGGUCAACUAUUUUCAGGUAAUGCUAAGAGUUAGAAUUGCCAUUACCAAACACAACUGUAUUAGUAACUUGGAGGGAAUACAAAAUUUUAAUUUCAUUUUUGAAGAAAUUUGAAUGUUUAUUUCAGGAGGGCAGUUUUGAGUAUAUGUGAAUGCAUAAAGUUUUGCUGGAUUUAUCAUAAUAAAAGAGUUCCACAAAGAU